Poecilia latipinna (sailfin molly) is the source of this 925-nucleotide messenger RNA. Its product is annotated as rab GDP dissociation inhibitor beta-like. The coding region runs from base 68 to 910 and encodes 280 amino acids. The transcript has 7 exons. Gene Ontology annotation, biological process: protein transport; vesicle-mediated transport; small GTPase-mediated signal transduction. NCBI's taxonomy places the organism in Eukaryota, Metazoa, Chordata, Actinopteri, Cyprinodontiformes, Poeciliidae. Gene Ontology annotation, molecular function: Rab GDP-dissociation inhibitor activity. The record is from RefSeq and is a predicted model, not a curated record. Gene Ontology annotation, cellular component: cytoplasm.
AGUCUUUACAGAUCUCCAUUUUCUUAUUUCCCGAUAGCUAGGAGCAGAAGACGAAAAGCGUUGCAAAAUGAAUGAAGAGUACGACGUUAUCGUCCUGGGCACCGGGCUUACGGAAUGCAUUUUAUCAGGCAUUAUGUCAGUAAAGGGGAAGAAGGUUCUUCACAUGGACCGCAACUCAUACUACGGAGCUGAGAGCGCUUCUAUCACACCACUGGAAGAUCUCUACCAGCGCUUCCACCUGCCUGGGACCCCUCCAGAGUCAAUGGGAAAGGGACGGGACUGGAAUGUGGACCUCGUCCCAAAGUUCCUCAUGGCUAAUGGCCAGCUGGUCCGCAUGCUGCUGAUCACACAGGUGACUCGCUACCUGGACUUCAAGGUGAUUGAAGGCAGUUAUGUGUACAAGGGAGGGAAGAUCUACAAAGUGCCCUCCACUGAGACUGAGGCCCUGGCAUCCAGCCUGAUGGGAUUGUUUGAGAAGCGACGCUUCCGGAAGUUCUUGGUCUUUGUUGCCAACUUCGACGAGAAUGACCCUAAAACCAUGGAAGGCGUGGAUCCCAAAAAGACCACCAUGAGGGCCAUCUUCCAGAAGUUCAGCCUGGGACAGGAAGUCAUCGACUUUACCGGCCACUCCCUGGCGCUCUACCGCACAGACGAGUACCUGGAUCAACCCUGCAUGGACACGAUAAACAGAAUAAAGCUUUACAGCGAAUCUCUGGCCAGAUACGGCAAGAGCCCGUACCUCUACCCUCUGUAUGGCCUGGGAGAGCUGCCGCAGGGCUUCGCCAGGUUGAGUGCCAUCUUUGGUGGGACGUACAUGUUGAACAAGCCCAUAGAGGAGAUCGUGAUGGAGAAUGGGAAGGUGGUGGGAGUCAAGUCUGAGGGAGAGGUGAGCAGUUUUUACUCACAGUAAAUGGUACAAACUUGG